This is a messenger RNA of Anguilla anguilla (European eel), 6226 nucleotides long. RefSeq names its product tubulin, gamma complex associated protein 6 (gene tubgcp6). The record is from RefSeq and is a predicted model, not a curated record. Gene Ontology annotation, biological process: spindle assembly; meiotic cell cycle; mitotic cell cycle. The transcript is spliced from 25 exons. Gene Ontology annotation, cellular component: centrosome; equatorial microtubule organizing center; gamma-tubulin complex. The coding region runs from base 292 to 5802 and encodes 1836 amino acids. Lineage: Eukaryota; Metazoa; Chordata; Actinopteri; Anguilliformes; Anguillidae. Gene Ontology annotation, molecular function: microtubule minus-end binding; gamma-tubulin binding.
CCAUAGUCAAGGAAGUGAUAGUGACUCUGGAACUGGCUGCAACAAUUUAGCGCUGGCAAAUACCGUUUGCUAACAAUUUAGCAUUAAAAAUAUUAAAUUAAUUUAGAGCAUGUGAUCUCCAUCAGUUUCGUAUUCGGAAUAAUGCAAAUGUUUCACCGCACUGAUUCAAGAGAGACGCACAAUCCGCCCAGAGGACUGCAGCGACGCGACGUUAGCUUGAGCUAGUCAGGUAACGUUCGCUAACUUGCUGCAACCGGUGAGACUGACGUCAGGCACAGAGACCCGGGAACCAUGAGCGACAGGCUCGGCGACGCCCCCUCCGCCAGCUGCAGCAUCACGGGGCUGCUGGGCGCCCUCUGCGACACCUGCAUUUCGGGGGUGUCGUGGAAACGGCGCGCCUCGGGCGCGGCCUCCCGCGAGGCGGUCCGGCGGGACCUGAGGAAGCGGGCGUACGGGGCCCUGCUGUCCGAGCUCUUUCGGGAGGGACCCCCAAACAAGGGGGCGGCGAGACCCGACCCUUGGGCUUCCACCCCCGCCAGAAACAAAGUGCUGAUGAUCUCCUUCGACCUGCGGGUGGCGGGGAGGCAGGAGGAGGCGCAGAGGCUGGAGGAGCUCCUGGGCUCCCUGGGGGGGGAUUCGGGCCUGGUGGAGCUGGACUCGGUGCUGGAGCUCCUGGUCCGGCUGGCGGGCUCCGUCCCUCCCCCCGCCCCCUCCUUCAGCCGGGACUACAUGCGCAGGGAGCGGCCGGUGACCCGCAGGCGCCCCCUGGAGGGCUACGUGAGCGAGGAGCUGGCGCGCCUGGAGGUUCGCGCCCGCGACCUGGUGUGGGCCGAGGAGUGGGGCGCCCUGGGGGACCUCCGAGGGGGCCUGGGGCUCAUGGACGCCCCACCGGGGACCGGCCUCUUCCGCCUGGGGGGCCGCGGCGAGGGGGAGGAGCGCUUCGAGAGGGAGACCAGGACGUCGCUGUUCGGGGCCCUGCAGCACAGCCGCACCUCCGACCUGGACGUCCGGCUGGACCCGCCCCCCGUCCCCAGCAACGCCGAUGUCACGGGCCUGGCCAUACGGGUUCCUCCCUGUCUGGAUCAGUCGGAGGACGAGGGGUUCCAGUCGGCCUCCAACCUGACCCCGGUGUCGCAGUGGGAGCCGAGCCCCGGGCCGGAGCCGGACGUGUGGGAGGCCCUGCCCACCUUCGUGCCCAGCCGCCGCCGCUGCUGGGAGGGGGUGGGCUGGCCCCCCGGCAGUAAGGAGGACCCGUACCUGACGGAGGCCGGCCGGGAGGCCUUCGACCAGCUGUACCGGCUGUGGGAGGGGGGUGUGAGGGGCCUGAGCUCGGACCCGGCCUCGCCCCCGCUCCCCGCCCCCCAGGACUGUCAGAGCCAGCUGGUGGGGGACCUCCUCAACGUGCUCAUCGGAGUGGCGUCUGCCACGUUCCCCCUAAACCAGGCGUGUGCACAGUUCGAGGUGCGGCCCGGGGUGUGCAUUUCGGGGGCGUCCCCGGAGAGCGCCUCCCGGCUGCUGGGGGACCUGGCGCAGUACGGGACGCACUACCUGCGGCUGAGCCGCUUCUCCCUGCAGAGCGCCCAGAGGCGAGGCCUGGUCUUUCAGGCCUUCACAGGUGGCUUGCGGAGGUACCUGCAGUACUACCGUGCCUGUGUGCUCUCCACCCACCACACCCUCAGCCUGCUGACCAUCUGCUUCCUGUUCCGCAAGCUGGGCCGGCAGCUCAGGUAUCUUACUGAACUGUGCUGUGUGGAUGGGGUUUCUGCUGUGAACCAGGCUACUUUCCCCGUGGGUGUGAAGCUGCUCUCUUACCUGUACAAUGAGGCCCAGAGUAACUGCAGUAAUGAGAAUUACCCUGUGCUGCUGUCCCUGCUGAAGAGCAGCUGUGAGCCCUACACACGGUUCGUGUCCGACUGGGUGUACAGCGGCGUGUUCAGGGACGUCUACGGCGAGUUCAUGAUCCAGGUCAACGAGGACUACCUCGGCUUCAGAGAUAAGCACUUCUGGUCGCAGGGGUACACCCUGAUCUCGCACAACGUGGAGGAGUGCGUGCCCGUCUUCCUCCGCCACAUCGCCAGCGACGUCUACAUCUGCGGCAAGACCAUCAACCUGCUCAAGAUCUGCUGCCCCCAGCACUACAUCUGCUGGUCGGAGCUGCCCGUGCCCCGCAUCGCCGUCACCUUCUCCCUGCAGGAGGUGGAGGAGAUCGAGCGGGACUGCGCCGUCUACCGCGGCCGCGUGGGCAUGAUCGCCAAGCACAGCGCCGUCAGCAGGGAGGAGCAGGCACAGCGUGCGGAGCAGGCUCGGCAGGAGCUGAUCAGUCAGGUCAGAGCGACCACCGCCAAGAGUCUGGAGAGCAUUCGAGGGGUGCAGGUGUCCCGGCGCCUGACAGAGGAGGCAAAGAAGAGGGGGCGCUUUGAGGAGCAGAAACAGCAGCUGGAGCUGGUGCAGGAGUGGCGCAACACGGCGAAGAGGAAGGAGCAGGAGGACGAGUUUGGCUUCAUCAGGGAGCUGCAGGACUGGGAGAAGAGACUGCAGGCCCUGGAGGAGCAGCUGGAGCGCAGGGCCAGGAAGGAGCUGCUGGACCAGUACGCUCGGCUGACGGAGGAGGCGACCAGGAGGGAGAGGCGGGCCGUGUGGCGGGUGCAGCGCUUGCGUCUGGACGAGAGCCGGGCUCGCUUCCUGCGGGAGGAACAGCGCCUCACUCAGGCCCUUCUGGAGCGGUACCCCCUGGGCCAGCCGGGACCACCGCCGGACCCGCCCACACCGGCCUGCGCACCACAGCCCGCCCAGGUUCACCCCGAGAAAGAGGUGCAGGAUGCGCCCACCGGCCCAGAGGACACACCCACUGGCCACAAGGACACGCCCACCGGGCCCCAGGACACGCCUGCAGACCCCCAGGACACGCCCACCCCCGCCGGAGACGACGUGCCGAUCUUGGACGCGGUGGACAUCAGAGACUUCCUGCCGAAGCCGCCGCGCCCGCUGGACUCACAGGAAGUGGACCGGGCGCUGCAGGACAUCGGCUCCGACCUGCCGGAGGCCGCCGCCCCCCCGGCCUCGGCCCCUCCCCCGACCCCGGGCCCGGACUACGACUUCAGCGCCCCCUACGUACCCCUGGAGGGCCCUCACCCCAGCCCCCGCUGGGAUCCCGCCGUCCCGCCGCUCGUCCCCGUCCAGGACGGAGAGAAGACGUCUGAGGCGCAGGGGGAUGCCCGGGGCCCAGGGGCCCCGCCUCGCCCACCCCCCGGCCCGGACCAGGAGGGUCAGCGAGAGACUGCUGCAGCUCAGCCAGUCCGCCAGGAGGGGGCAGCACUGCCAAAGGCCUCAGAGAGCGUAGAUACUGCAGGGGCCAUUGAUGACCAGGCUAUUGGACGGCAGCCUGAGAAACAGCCCCUCCCCUCUCAUCCUACCUGCAGAGAAGAGAACUUUGCCCCUGAGGAGGUCAAUUUAGUACUGCAAGCCAGCACCCAUGAACCCACCAGCCAGGCUAACGUCACAGUGGGGGUGUCCAGUCCCUCCCCUGCUCCUCACAGCCACGCCUCCAACGCCCAUAUAAGGGUGGGAGAGCAUGUAUCUGAGGUCAUUACUCCUCUUCCCACUCCCAGCAUCCAUGGCCACGCCUCCGAUGCCCAUAUAAGGGUGGGAGAGCAUAUGUCUGAGGUCACUGCUUUUUUCCCUACCCCCAGCAUCCAUGGCCAUGCCUCCGAUGCCCAUAUAAUGGUGGGAGAACAUGUAUCUGAGGUCACUGCUUGUUUCCCCACCCCCAGCAUCCAUGGCCACGCCUCCGAUGCCCAUAUAAGGGUGGGAGAGCAUGUAUCUGAGGUCACUGCUUUUUUCCCCACCCCCAGCAUCCAUGGCCACGCCUCCGAUGCCCAUAUAAGGGUGGGAGAGCAUGUAUCUGAGGUCACUGCUUUUUUCCCCACCCCCAGCAUCCAUGGCCACGCCUCCGAUGCCCAUAUAAGGGUGGGAGAGCAUGUAUCUGAGGUCACUGCUUUUUUCCCCACCCCCAGCAUCCAUGGCCACGCCUCCGAUGCCCAUAUAAGGGUGGGAGAGCAUAUAUCUGAGGUCACUGCUUUUUUCCCUACCCCCAGCAUCCAUGGCCACGCCUCCGAUGCCCAUAUAAGGGUAGGAGAGCAUGUAUCUGAGGUCACUGCUUUUUUCCCCACCCCCAGCAUCCAUGGCCACGCCUCCGAUGCCCAUAUAAGGGUAGGAGAGCAUGUAUCUGAGGUCGUGACUUUUGUCCCCACCCCCAGUAUCCAUGGCCACGCCUCUGACAGCAGCAUAAAGGUGGGGGGGUUCGUGUCGGACGUGACCCCCUUCCACCCCCGUUGGAGCAAGCACGGCCACUCCUCCGACUCCGCCCUGAUGGUGGGGUGUGUGGUUUCGGGGACCGAACCGCUCCCGUCCCCCCUCCCCGGGAGCGGCUACGGCCACUCCUCUGACUCCGCCCUGGGCUCGGGCUGUGUGACGAUGGACAGCAGGGGGCUCCACACCCCCUUGACAAUAGAAGAACUGGAGGCCGAGCUCGAAGCAGGGGCCCACGGUGAGCCGGGGCGGCCGCCGGAGGCCUCGCCCGACGGGGGCGCGGAGCGGGACUACCUGGCGGCGCUGGCGGCGCAGUACGAGGUGGAGCAGUACCAGGACUCCUACAGCCUCAUGGCCUUGGCCCCGGACUCCCAGCUCCUGCAGCAGGUGACCGGGGGCCCCUACGGGCUCCCGGGGGGCCCCUCCCUGGGCAGGGCCACGGACGCCACCGCCGUGCAGCUCAGUGAGCUGGUCUCCCUGCCCGUGCUGAUGAAGCACUCCGUCACCACCCCCCUCAUCACGCAUGUAUCUCUGGUGAACAAAGCGGUGGUGGAUUACUUCUUCGUAGAGCUGGGUGUGGAGAGGCACUUUGAGGCUCUCCGGCACUUUCUACUGAUGGAGGAUGGGGAGUUUGCUCAGUCGCUCAGCGACCUGCUGUUUGAGAAGCUGGGCAGUGGCCAGACCCCGGGGGAGCUGCUGACUCCUCUGGUGCUGAACUCCAUCCUCAGCAAGGCCCUGCAGUACAGCCUGCAUGGGGACAGCGCCCUGGCCGCCAACUUCACCUUCGCCCUGCGCUUCCUCCCCGAGACCUUCCACCCCCUCGCCCCCGACGCCCUCAACUGCCUGGAGCUGCGCUACAAGGUGGACUGGCCCCUGAACAUCAUCAUCACCGACAGCUGCAUGAACAAGUACAACCGCCUCUUCUCCUUCCUGCUGCAGCUCAAGCACAUGGUGUGGACGCUGCGCGACGUCUGGUUCCACCUGAAGAGAGCAGCGCUGGUGAAGGGGGCCGGGAGCUCGGUCCAGUUCCGCCAGCUGCAGCUGUUCAGGCACGAGAUGCAGCACUUCGUCAAGGUGAUCCAGGGCUACAUCGCCAACCAGAUCCUGCAGGUGUCCUGGAGCGAGUUCACCCACAAGCUGGGCAGCGCCAGCGACCUGGACGCCAUCCACCACAUCCACGCCGACUACCUCAACAGAGCCAUCUUCAGGGGCCUGUUGACGGAGAAGGCGGCGUCCGUCAUGAACAUCAUCCAUAGCAUCUUCAGCCUCAUCCUCAAGUUCCGGGCGCAGCUGAUCGCGCAGCCCUGGAGCCGCCAGCAGGGGGAGCUGGUGCACCCCAGCUUCGUGGCCCUGCAGCAGUCCUACAACACCUUCAAGUACUACUCCCACUUCCUCUUCAAAGUGGUGACCAAGCUGGUUAAUCGGGGCUACCAGCCCCACCUGGAGGACUUCCUGGUGCGCAUCAACUUCAACAACUACUACAAAGAGGCCUGAGGGGGGGCGGGGCCUCCGCACGGCCGGGAGGGACCGGGACCGAGAACCCCCUUAAAGCCCGUGUUCUGAGCCGCCCCGUCCCGUCGUUUCCUGUCUCCGCCCACUUUUCGGCGGCUUCGCCUUCGCACGCCGUCUCAACCGUGGGGGCUCGCGCCCGUCACGUGGGUGACUCCGCUUGGCGUGGGUUGCGGCCGAACGGCCGGCGCCACGCCCUAGGCCGCAUGCCGCAGGGAACCUGUCCGUUGCCGUAACGACACGCCUGGGCGGUCAUGCUCUCCGUCCUACAUGCUCUGUGCAGUGUGGCCCAUUAGCCGUUAUUACUGUGAGUCCAUCUGUGAUUGUGGCUCUGUGCUCUCGAUAGGAAACCCCACCCCCCCCCCCCCCCCUUGUGAGAGAAUCCAAUAAAAAUGCAUUUUGUUUUAAA